Drosophila serrata is the source of this 1439-nucleotide messenger RNA. It is a transcript of the gene pont, whose product is annotated as RuvB-like helicase pontin. The record is from RefSeq and is a predicted model, not a curated record. NCBI's taxonomy places the organism in Eukaryota, Metazoa, Arthropoda, Insecta, Diptera, Drosophilidae. Gene Ontology annotation, molecular function: ATP hydrolysis activity; ATP-dependent activity, acting on DNA; ATP binding.
AUGAAGAUUGAAGAAGUUAAGAGCACCGUGCGUACCCAACGCAUCGCCGCCCACAGCCACGUGAAGGGGCUCGGGCUGGACGAGGCCGGAUCGGCCAUACAGAGCGCAGCUGGACUAGUGGGCCAGAAAGCGGCCCGCGAGGCAGCCGGCAUCGUUGUCGACCUGAUCAAGUCAAAAAAAAUGGCCGGCAGAGCCCUGCUGCUGGCUGGCCCACCGGGUACCGGGAAAACCGCCAUUGCCCUGGCCAUCGCCCAGGAGCUGGGCAACAAAGUGCCCUUCUGCCCCAUGGUGGGAUCUGAGGUAUUUAGCAACGAAAUCAAGAAGACCGAGGUGUUGAUGGAGAACUUCCGCCGCUCUAUUGGGCUUCGCAUCCGUGAGACCAAAGAGGUGUACGAGGGCGAAGUCACAGAACUCACUCCAGUGGAAACCGAGAAUCCCAUGGGUGGCUAUGGCAAGACCAUCAGCAACGUGGUCAUAGGCCUGAAGACGGCCAAGGGCACCAAACAGCUAAAGCUCGAUCCAAGCAUCUUCGAUGCCUUGCAAAAGGAGAAGGUGGAGGUUGGGGAUGUGAUAUACAUAGAGGCCAACAGUGGAGCAGUCAAGCGCCAGGGACGCAGCGACACUUUUGCCACUGAGUUUGAUCUUGAAACCGAGGAGUACGUGCCGCUGCCCAAAGGCGAUGUGCACAAGAAGAAAGAAGUGAUCCAGGAUGUCACUCUUCAUGACCUGGAUGUUGCCAAUGCCCGUCCGCAGGGCGGUCAGGAUGUGCUCUCUAUGAUGGGCCAACUCAUGAAGCCCAAAAAGACAGAAAUAACAGACAAACUACGCUUGGAAAUCAACAAGGUGGUAAACAAGUACAUUGACCAGGGAAUAGCAGAGCUAGUACCAGGUGUCCUUUUUAUUGAUGAGAUACACAUGCUUGACCUGGAGACCUUCACCUAUCUGCACAAGUCGCUGGAGUCCCCCAUAGCCCCAAUUGUGAUUUUUGCCACCAAUCGCGGACGCUGUGUAAUUCGUGGUACAACCGACAUUGUCUCCCCUCACGGCAUUCCGCUGGAUCUUCUGGAUCGCCUGUUGAUCAUCCGCACUUUACUUUACUCCACCGCCGACAUGGAGCAGAUCAUUAAGCUUCGCGCCCAGACGGAGGGUCUUCAGCUGGAGGAGUCUGCCUUCGGGCGCCUAAGUGAGAUUGGAACCAAUUCUACGCUGCGCUAUGCUGUGCAGCUCCUGACCCCUGCUCACCAGAUGUCCAAGGUGAACGGUCGCAGCCAGAUCAGCAAGGACGACAUCGAGGAUGUGCACUCACUCUUCCUCGAUGCAAAGCGUUCCUCGAAGCAUCUUUCCGAGAAGAACAAUAAGUUUAUGUUGUAAGUUUAGUGCUUGCGCCAGAAUUGUAAUUCCAUUCGCACCAAUUAAUAAAAAAAUAACGAAUUUGGUCA